Messenger RNA from Angiostrongylus costaricensis, 1476 nucleotides. The record is from the annotation of a GenBank genome assembly. NCBI's taxonomy places the organism in Eukaryota, Metazoa, Nematoda, Chromadorea, Rhabditida, Metastrongylidae.
AUGGCAAAAGUUUCUUCAUCCAUUUGCCAUGUGUCGGUUCUCCUGCUUUUUGUUCAGCCUCAGGAAGAGCGUAUUGGUUGGCGUCUGAAGAGACUGUUCCGGUGUUUAUAUGUGAAGAGCAAUGAGCAGUUUCUAUGCCGUAGCAGCGGCCCAACGUUCAUCAAACUGGGGCAGUGGGCCAGCACACGGCGUGAUAUCUUUAGCAAGGAAUUUUGUGAUCGGAUGUCGAUACUGCAUACGAAGUCUAGGAGGCAACAACGUUUCCGUGAAUGUGAUCGAGUUUUUGAUGAAUUGUUCGGUGAAGGAUUUGCUAAGAAUUACAAAAAGGAUGUAUUUCUUUAUAUCGAACCGUAUUCGAUUGGUUCCGGAUGCAUCUCUCAGGUGAUUGUGGUCUAUGCUUCCAUUUCAGCAGUCACAGGAAGAACCUAUCCACAAUUGGCAGGUUGUGAAAAACGAGAUGUUGUUAUCAAAGUAAAACCCGGUGUUGAGGACGAAAUCAAUUUAGAUCUGUCGAUACUACGAAAUGCUAUAACUCUAUUAAUGAAGGUUGUCCCAUCCCUGGAAUAUAUGGAACCGUUGUCGGCAUUGUCUCAGUUUGAAGUUGUCCUGCGUCGUCAAGUCGACCUUAGAUACGAGGCCAGAGCGUUGUUGAGGUUUUCCAAGAAUUUCGAUCAUAAGAAGACCGGCAUCAAGUUUCCUCUUGUUAUUGGCUACACAAAAGAUGUGUUAUUAGAAACAUUUGAGGAUGGGAUAUGCAUUAACCGCCUUGUAUCCGAGGAAAAGGACUCAGAGUUGGUUCCUUUUCUUUCGCUCUUAGUGCGAAAACGAAUCGCCUUACUGGGUGCAAGAGCGCUACUGAAAAUGAUAUUCGUUGACAACUUCGUGCACGGUGAUCUACAUCCGGGAAAUAUUUUGAUCCGAGACAACGAACGAUUGUCUGGUGUACAUGUCGCUCCACGGAAUGAGACUUUAUUCAGGCGCGGUUUGGAGCUGUUCCGAGAUUUGAUUGGUUGGAGAGCGUCUGCUCUCGUUCGAUUCACUGAUUCUCCGGAAUUGGCUGACGAACCAACAUUGAUCAUGCUUGACACCGGUAUCGUCUUUUCAGAAACAGAGAAUUGUCUGCGAAGUUUGAAGGCAUUGUUUAGAGCGAUCAUCGAUAAGCAGGGUUACAAGGCCGGGGAAAUGCUACUUGCUCAUGCCGAGAACAGGAGAAACUGUUCCAACCCGCAUGAAUUUUGUAUGCAAGUGGAUCGCCUUGUUGCUAGAGCGAUGAAAGAGCGAUCGCUUAGGAAGAUGAACAUCUCGACACUUUUAUCGGAGUUGUUCUCCCUUGUGGCAGCCUAUAACGUCUACCUGGAUUCAUCGUUUACAUCUGUCGUGCUUUCCGUAAUGGUACUCGAAGGACUUGGCAGAUCACUUGAUCCCGACAUUGACCUCUUUCAAUGUGCACGGCCGUAUUUGUUAAACAUGGUGUAA